CUUUCUCUUUCUCUUCCGCUCUCUUGUUCACUAUACAACAAUGACAGAGCAUCCGAAAGGAAAAUGAUUGAAUCCUCCUGUCGGCCACUUGCCCCCAACAUCUUCUUGCUCCUUUGACAGAUUUGUGCGUGAGAGGCGCCCUCCCAAUGUCUUGAUUGCUACUUGCAACCUCCCCAUCUUCUCUGUUGAAAGAUCUUUGGUCUUUCUUUGGGUUCUGUUCCUCCUCUGUUUCCUUCCUUAGAUCUGAGGAAUUCCCGUGUGAGCCUGCACCCUUUUGGGGGACGCGUGCGAUUCUUUCUUUCACCACCCGGCUUCUUUUUCUUUGGUUUUCUUGUCCUACUUUCUUGAUUUCUUGCGAGCAGAGCCCAAAAGAAACAAGAAAUCAGGGAAGCAGUUGGUUGAAAAAUGGCUGGAAUGCUUCCUGGAGUUGAAUGUGCCCGGAGGAGGAGGCUCCACCAGAGCGGAGGGGCUUGGUCAGAUCCGCCGCCCACGGCGGCUUACGGCUCGGUCAGGCGGUGUUCUCUGUCCUUGCAUUCAAGAAGCCACGAGCCUCACCAUCACAGCUCAAGCUCCUAUUUUCAGAGGGGCGUGAUGAACCGCGGCUGCGAAGAUGAGAAGCUUGGAGGAGUGGCGAGAGAGGCCAAGGAGAGGCUCGAUGAGAAGCUCAGGACACAGAGGAUCAAAUCAGAGUGCAGAAGAUCAAAUGCAGAUGGUAGAAGGACCAGAGAACAGGAGGGAGAUACUCAGUUGAGAAGAGAGGUGGUCCCUGGGAAUGGACUGAAGAAGGGUGGUGGGACAAAGAGGUUCAGCUGGGGCAAGCUGAGCUGGAAGGCCACGGACCAGGAGGAGUGCGCCGUCUGCCUGGACUCGUUCAGGGCCGGCGAGACCCUGAUACACCUACCGUGCACUCACCGGUUCCACUCCAGGUGCUUGGUCCCUUGGCUUGAGAGCCACUCUCAAUGCCCCUGUUGCAGAAUGGCUGUCUCUUCAUGACACCAUUGAAGCGACCCCCCAGAAGAGGGGGCCGCGAGAGAUAUGAUAGAUGUGUGUUCUUACUUUGCUGGAUACAAUUGCUGCGUGUGCUCAGAAAAGCAUUGCUGAAUCUGUUUACCGAAUGAUAUUGGCAUGUAAUCAUGGGUGAACUUUAUGAUGGAUUUGUUUGCAGAGUGGCACAAAGCUCAGAUGAUGUUGUACAUACUUCACAAAAGUAGAAUAAACUAGAAUUGCGCGUGA
Syzygium oleosum is the source of this 1233-nucleotide messenger RNA. RefSeq names its product probable E3 ubiquitin-protein ligase RHY1A. The record is from RefSeq and is a predicted model, not a curated record. NCBI's taxonomy places the organism in Eukaryota, Viridiplantae, Streptophyta, Magnoliopsida, Myrtales, Myrtaceae. The coding region runs from base 406 to 993 and encodes 195 amino acids. Gene Ontology annotation, biological process: ubiquitin-dependent protein catabolic process. Gene Ontology annotation, molecular function: ubiquitin protein ligase activity. The transcript is spliced from 3 exons.